CAACAUAAAUAAUACCAAAGUAACCAAACCAAAAUUCGUUUUGUCGGCGUUGUUGUAUCACCACGUGUGAAUCAGUUCUUGAAAUAAUAAUAAACAGUGAAAAUGGCUAGUGAUUUGGAAAAGAAAAUCAUUCGUCAAAUUGAGUACUACUUUGGCGACAUAAAUUUGCCGAGAGACAAAUUUCUUCAAGAAAAGAUAAAAGAGGACGAGGGAUGGGUUACACUGGAAGUCCUCCUAACUUUCAAGAGACUUGCCGCUUUAUCCUCAGACCCAGAAGUAAUUGCCAAAGCCGUGGAGAAAUCUGAAAAUAAGCUUGUAGAGGUUAGUGAAGACCAAAAAAAACUCAGACGUAACCCAGAAAAACCUCUCCCAGAGCUAGAUGAUGACCGCCGCAAAGAACUUAUGGCAAGAACUGCCUACGCUAAGGGUUUCCCACUAGAUGAGGAAUUGAACGACAUUCUAAGUUUCUUGGAAGCUUACGGCCCUAUAGAAUCGUGCAUACGUCGUUCGACAAAGGACCACAAAUUUAAGGGGUCAUGUUUUAUAAUAUUCAAAGAAAUGGAGAAGUGUAAGAGUUUCAUUGAAAAAGAAAGCUUGAAGUAUAAGGACACCGAAUUAAUAAGGAAAUGGCAGAAUGACUACUUCGAAGAAAAGAAAAAGGAGAUAGAGGAACGAAAGAAGAACAAAAAGGAGAAGAAAGGAAACGCAGAGGAUAAGCCAGAAAAGCAGCUGGAGUUCCCUAAAGGGGCAGUGAUACACUUCAAAGGCUUGGAGGAAGGGCAGACUUUAACAAGGGAAGAAUUGAAAGAGAAGGUGAAGGAGGUAGGAGGAGUGGAUCUCGCCUUUGUAGAUUUCAACAAAGGCGAUUUGGAGGGGUACGCGCGGUUUCCCGAAGAAAACAACGCCGUCGAGUUUAUGAAGAAGUUGACGGACGGAGAGUUGGAGGUGGAAACGUUCAAAUUGAACCUGCGCUUGUUGGAAGGUGAGGAAGAAGAGGCAUACUUGAAGAAAACUUCCGAUACGGUGAUGGAAUUGAGAAAGAAACAGAAACAAUCUAGUAGGAAUAAUAGAAAACGUAAAGGGAACUUUGGAGGUCAUGGUAGAGAAGCGAAGUCAAAGAAAAAUGAAUAGUUUUAGUUUUUAAGUUUUCAGAUGUUUUCUUGUAUGUUUUAUUUUUUAUUGACUGUAACUGAAAGUAUGACCAUUCUCUUGUUAAGUUUUUGUAUGAUUUCUAAUUUGAUCCUGAAUUUAGGAUAAGUUAGUGGAAAAAUAUAUCGAUGUAAAUAUAUUUUAUUGUAUUGCACUCUAAAUAUAUAUUUGUAACGAUAAAUGCAUAAACUAUUAACAUACUUUGACAAAGUUGGUAUGUUAUAUCAAAUGUAAGAGUUAAGAAAACAAUAAAGUGGUUAAAAUAU
Molecule: messenger RNA, 1415 nt
Organism: Anoplophora glabripennis (Asian longhorned beetle)
Lineage: Eukaryota; Metazoa; Arthropoda; Insecta; Coleoptera; Cerambycidae
Product: la protein homolog
Exons: 2
Coding region: 103-1131 (342 amino acids)
Biological process (GO): positive regulation of translation; RNA processing
Cellular component (GO): ribonucleoprotein complex; cytoplasmic stress granule; nucleus
Molecular function (GO): RNA binding
Source: RefSeq, a predicted model, not a curated record